Leptosomus discolor (cuckoo roller) is the source of this 1257-nucleotide messenger RNA. Lineage: Eukaryota; Metazoa; Chordata; Aves; Leptosomiformes; Leptosomidae. The record is from RefSeq and is a predicted model, not a curated record.
AUGACACCAGCUGGGGGACUGGUUGAUGUCUUCAAGAGCAGAGCUGCUGUUUGGGGGAACCUAGACAGAGCGAGGGAACUGACCAACAGGAACCUGGUAAAAUUGAACGAGGACGAACACUGGAGUUCUGCACCUGUAACGGAGGAGCCCCCUGCAGUGAUACAGGCUGAGGGGCAGCUUGGCAAAAAACGACCUGGAGGUCUUGGUUGCUGGCAAGCUGCACGCAAAAAUUGGGACUUGACAGCAGCUUUGAAUGACUAUGAGCAGCUCCGACAGGUACACACCGCCAACUUGCCACAGGUGUUCAAUGAGGGCAAAUACUGCAAGCAGCAGGAGCCAGAGCAGCCUCCCCAGGUGACGAAGGCUGAGCGGCCCUGCCUGCAAAGGCAGGAUGACAUCGCUCAAGAAAAGCGUCUUUCCCGAGGUAUUUCUCAUGCCAGCUCAGCCAUAGUCUCCCUUGCUCGAUCUCAUGUAGCAAAUGAGUGCAGCAAUGAACAGUUUCCUUUGGAGAUGCCCAUCUACACAUUCCAGCUACCAGACCUUAGCGUGUACAGCGAAGAUUUCAGAAGCUUCAUUGAACGUGACUUAAUUGAGCAGGCAACAAUGGUUGCUUUGGAACAAGCAGGACGACUGAAUUGGUGGUCCACAGUGUGUACAAGCUGCAAACGUCUUCUUCCCUUGGCUACAACAGGUGAUGGAAACUGCCUCUUGCAUGCUGCGUCUUUAGGGAUGUGGGGAUUUCAUGACCGGGACCUUGUCUUACGUAAAGCACUCUAUACUAUGAUGAGAAGUGGAGCUGAAAGGGAAGCACUGAAAAGAAGGUGGAGGUGGCAACAGACCCAACAGAAUAAGGAGUCAGGUUUAGUGUAUACAGAAGAAGAAUGGGAACGGGAGUGGAAUGAACUGCUUAAACUGGCAUCAAGUGAGCCUCGUACACAUUUCAGCAAAAAUGGAGGCACUGGUGGUGGAGUUGAUAAUUCAGAAGAUCCAGUGUAUGAGAGCUUAGAAGAGUUCCACGUUUUUGUUUUAGCCCAUAUUUUGAGAAGACCUAUUGUUGUAGUAGCAGACACAAUGUUACGAGACUCAGGGGGAGAAGCGUUUGCACCUAUACCAUUUGGAGGGAUUUAUCUGCCACUGGAAGUUCUACCUAACAGAUGCCAUUGCUCCCCUCUUGUGCUAGCCUAUGAUCAGGCCCAUUUCUCUGCUCUUGUUUCCAUGGAACAAAAAGAUCAACAGAGAGAACAAGGUAUGCUAUAA